Messenger RNA from Melitaea cinxia (Glanville fritillary), 3949 nucleotides. RefSeq lists its product as uncharacterized. The transcript is spliced from 6 exons. NCBI's taxonomy places the organism in Eukaryota, Metazoa, Arthropoda, Insecta, Lepidoptera, Nymphalidae. Gene Ontology annotation, biological process: stabilization of membrane potential; potassium ion transmembrane transport. The coding region runs from base 53 to 3070 and encodes 1005 amino acids. Gene Ontology annotation, molecular function: potassium ion leak channel activity. Gene Ontology annotation, cellular component: membrane. The record is from RefSeq and is a predicted model, not a curated record.
GAAUUAAUUUAAAUAUUUGACGAAGAGGAGACAUUUAAAAAACCUAGUCAAGAUGAUGUCCAAAAAGCAAUUGGCUUGCAUGCUGGCACUCCAUAUCGUGUACUUAUUAGUAGGUGCCAGUAUAUUUUAUCACAUCGAGAGCCCCCUGGAACUGGCUCAGAGAGCCGAAGAAAAACUCGAAAGACUAGAAAUCCAAAAUCUCCUCUACGAAAACUACAUUCCGAACGACCCCGAUAAACAAGAUAAUAUACUUCGAAAGCUAUCCGAAUACUGUGGCAAGUCUAUGUUCAACUACACCACGGAAGAUGCUGAACCACCAUAUAAAUGGGACUUCUACCAUUCUUUUUUCUUCUCCUACACAGUCGUCAGUACAAUUGGUUACGGCAAUUUAGCACCCACAACACACCUUUCGAGAAUUCUCAUGAUAUUUUAUGGCCUAUUUGGAAUCCCCAUCAAUGGUAUCCUAUUGGCAAACCUCGGUGAAUACUUUGGAAUGCAGCUCAUAUCAGUUUACAGAAAAUAUAAAAGGAAAAAUGAGAAAAGAGCGGACAAGUUGGACUACUUCUUUCACAAUCUUGGCAUGCUUGGGCAGAUUUUUCUUUACCUUGUUCCCGGAUUUCUCUUCUUCAUAUUUUUACCAGCGUGUAUUUUUGUCGUCUUUGAGGGCUGGGAUUACGUCGCUGGAAUUUAUUAUGCCUUUGUAACUUUAACAACUAUAGGAUUUGGUGACAUAGUUGCAGGAACCGUCAACAAUGGCUUUAAGUCUGGUUAUUAUUUAGCAUAUCAAAUCUUCCUCAUUGUGUGGAUUACCUUCGGUCUUGGCUACAUCGUGAUGCUUCUCGGUUUUAUUACUAGUGGAAUGAGAAGCGAACGAGUUCAUAGACUUGAGCAGAAAUUUGCCUGUCAGCUGAAAUCUACUCAAAGCAAAAUCUUACACGGUUUUACAAGAGACAUUGCUAUUAUCAGAAAAAUCAUAAAUGAAGCUAAUUUAUUGAAAGUAAAGCCCGUAUACGAAACUACGCCUCAUCUUUACCGAAGUGCAAGUUGCCCGAUUCUAACGUUUGAUAUUGUACCAAGAGAACCAGUUGUCAAGAGAAAACGUGCUAAUUCUGAAAACAUCCAGCUAACUGAUAAAGAUAUGCUUCGAAUUCAGUCGGAUACUGAUCUACUUGGUAUCGAUAAAGAGAAAACGUUUACGGCAUCAGCUAUUGUUAAACCUGUAGAAUUACUAGCAAGAGUAGUAAAUGUACUAGGUGGAUUUGAAGCACAGCAUCAAGGAAGAGGAAUAAAUAUAUUUGAUGAUGACCAAAUUCUAGCAAGUGAAAAACCACCACUUUUUUCUAUUGGUCACGAUUAUUUACCAAAUAGUCACAUGAGAACAAGAGCUUUAAGUGUAGCUGUACCUAAUUAUAGAAAAGAAUCAGUUCCAAGAUUUGAAGAUCACGAUUUUACAUGGACUAACGGUGAUACCGCUGAAAAAUACAGAAAAGAAGCAAAUAUGAGGAGUGGUAAGCUAUCGCUUCCUGUUAAUGUAAAUGUUGAUGAUGAAAGUACACCAAAAAGUUUCUUCGCUCGUCUAUUUAAGAAACAUAGCUCAACUGAAAGUCCUGCAGAAUACCUCAAGAAUACAAUGAAAAGUAGAGUAAAUAGUGCCCAAGGAUCUUUAGAAAACAUUAAAGAGAAAUCACGACGAGGAAGUGUCUUUCCUACUUUCGGUACUGGAGAAGAACAAAAAAGUGAAGUCAAUGCUUACAAAGAAAAUACGAGACAUGGACGGUAUAGUCUUUUCCCUACGUUUGAUUUUUCGGACAGUGAAGAUAAAGCGGCUGCAUCGGCAUCUAGACAAAAGCAGAAACGACACAGUAUAUUUCCAACAUUCGACUUUAGCGAGGACGAAGAUGUUGCAGCUGCUAGAGCAUAUCGAGAAAAAACCAAAUCCGGCAGACAUAGCAUAUUUCCAACAUUUGAUUUCAGUGAUCCUGAAGAUGACUCGAAUCGGUAUAAAGAACGUACGAAAAGAGGUAGACACAGUAUUUUCCCAACAUUUGACUUUAGUGAUCCGGCAAGUAAUGAUGACGAUACCGUAGACGAGGAUGAGGUACAAAAAUACCAAAAUAAAACCCGGAGAGGUCGACUUAGCUUACUCCCUACUUUUGGCAGAUCUAAAAAGAACGAUGAUGACACUUUGCCAGAAAGUUCAGAUGAAUUAGUAAACUAUAAGGAAAAAACACGCCAUGGUCGUCGAAGUCUAUUUCCAUCUUUUGGUAAAAGCAGAAAAAUAAGCACGCCAGAGCAAUCUAAUAGUGAUCUCGAAACUAGUAUAAAGGAAUACCAAAAUCAAACGAAAAAGGGACGUAGUAGCCUGUUUGUUGGGGAUGUCCAGAAUUAUAGACAAGCUACAGAGGGUGGUCGCGGCAGUCUAUUUUCUACCGAACUAGAUAAUUAUAGAAAUAAAACCAGUCGCGGUCGACCUAGCUUAUUCGAUCCCGAUUUAAAUUUAUCAAACCUGCCAGAAUCAGAACAAGUAGAAGUAUUAGAAAACACGAGUGUGGCGGAUUUGCUUCGAGCGUUAGCAGUUAUAGAUACAGUUACCAAUCAAAACAUGGAUGAACAAGAUACUAGUGAAAGUUCCCAAAAUACAAGAAGACGUGGGUCGGUCAAACCAGACUUCACCUUACCCCAAGUACCAACUCGUAAUGAUUUUGAAGAAGCUACUGGCCCUAGACGAAGACGGAUUUCCGUUCGCACGGCCGUUCCUCAAUUUACUCCAACAUUGGCUACAGUAGUGGCUGGUGCAGAAUUGCAAAUAACGGCAGCUGCACAAAGGGAAAACAGAAUGUCUAUGUUGAUGCAACCUCCCCCUCCAUACUCUGAAACUGCAAGUGAGACCCCUCCGCCGAGAGUAAGGAGAUAUUCACCGGCACCUGUCGAUCCAAGCAGAUCUGGGACGGCACCUGUAGCUAGACUUUUCUCGCGAAUACGAAAAGAGAGUAGCUCGGCAGCCGAUGACGGCUCUAGACGCAAUAGCCUAACUGAUAUAGUUAUCGAUAACAAUAAGGAUAAAACGUAACCCAGUGCCUUGUACUUAGUGCAAUUAGUAAUAUUAAGGAAUUAAUUUAUUACCUAAUUUAAGAAGCGGUCCAGCGCUACAUUGCAAUUGAAUAAUCUAGCUAUACUCUUAUGUCAUUCCUUUUUUAUAUUUAAAUUAUUUAUUAAGUAUAAUUAUCAUCAUAUUCCUGACCAGUGAUAUUUACGCAAUAAUACGAUUAAAAUGAAAAAAAAAGAAAUAUAUAAAACAAUCUAUAUACACCAGGAUACUAAUAUUUUUGUGAUAUAUUUAGGUAAAUCGUAAGUACUUUAAAUCUCUUUACAAAAUAAAUGAGUGUGUAUUUAUGUACGCACGUAAGAAGUUAUACUUCAUGGGCUAGCUAACUUCAUGUUGCUAACUUGUUAUUCGUUGACUAGCUCAGGGCGUCGGAUUUUGUAACGGUGUGCGCGAGCAUCGUAAAAAUUUACUCUCGUCAUUUUUCCCUAAAGUCCCGAAAGAAGUAUAACUUCAAAAAAAAAUGUAUUAGUAAGAACAAAUUAAAUAUACAGUAAUAAUUUGCCAGUAAAAGUAAUAAUUGUUUUUGUUAUUUAAGUCGAAUAUAUUACUAAUAUUAAGGGGGAGGAGUACAAAAACAGAGAUAAUGUGAUAUGUUUUAAUUAGUAUCUUCAAGUAUAUCUAAUUUUACAUACAUUUACUUAGCGAUAAUGUUUUAUCUAGUCGUUACACUAAUAUAGUGUAGUUAUAUUAACGGAAAUAAAUAUGUUAUGUGUUUAUUCAUGAAGAUUUCUCAUCUUAAAACUUCGUCAAAAUUGAAUCUUACUUUUUGUCAAGACUCAUUUAGUAAUAUCGCAGUAAUUUUAACUUGACUGAUUCGUGAAGGAUUAAAACAUUUUGAAUAUA